Messenger RNA from Yamadazyma jaroonii, 408 nucleotides. Lineage: Eukaryota; Fungi; Ascomycota; Pichiomycetes; Serinales; Debaryomycetaceae. The record is from the annotation of a GenBank genome assembly.
AUGGCUAAAGAUAAAAAAAAGGCCAAAUCAGGAAUCCCCAAAACUGUGCCCAAACAAGAUGAAUACGAAAGGAUAUCUUAUUUAUAUCAAUUAGGAAUGACAUCGGUCAAAAACCUGAAACUAAAAAUGUUAUCAAGAGGUUAUAAUAGAAAUGGUAACAUAAUAUCUAAAAAAGCAGUACUAAGAUUAUCACCCCAUUUCAAAAGAGCUAGUUGUAAGAAAUGUGACACUAUACUAGUUCCUGGACUUACAAUGUCUGUUGAGUUGACGAAUGAUUCGAAAGACAAAAAUCAAAAGAGUGAUAUACUAGUUUAUAAAUGUGAAAAUUGUGAAGAUAUCAGAAGAUUUCCUGUAGGAAAAGAUAGAGAAUAUGAGUUAUUCUGUGAUCAAAAUGAAGUCAAGAAUUGA